Molecule: messenger RNA, 1527 nt
Organism: Naegleria fowleri
Lineage: Eukaryota; Heterolobosea; Eutetramitea; Acrasida; Naegleriidae
Exons: 2
Coding region: 1-1527 (508 amino acids)
Biological process (GO): cellular response to oxidative stress; glutathione metabolic process; cell redox homeostasis
Cellular component (GO): cytosol; mitochondrion
Molecular function (GO): glutathione-disulfide reductase (NADPH) activity; thioredoxin-disulfide reductase (NADPH) activity; flavin adenine dinucleotide binding
Source: RefSeq, a predicted model, not a curated record
AUGACUGAUACAGCAAGUAAUCAUCAGGAUGGUGGUAUCAUUGAUACUCAAGAGCCCGAGAUGGAUCAUGGUUAUGACUAUGAUUUGAUUGUUAUCGGUGGAGGAUCGGGAGGCAUUGCCUGUGCCAAAGCUGCUCAACAGCUUGGAGCAAAGGUAGCCGUGUUUGAUUUUAUUAAACCUUCACCACAAGGAACUACUUGGGGAUUGGGUGGUACAUGCGUGAAUGUUGGAUGUAUUCCUAAAAAGCUUAUGCACACAGCUGCUCUCAUUGGAGAUAGAAUUGAAGACAGUGCAGCCUUUGGUUGGAAAUUGCCUGCCACUGGUCACGGCGUUGAAAGAAAACCAUUGCAUAGUUGGGAAACUCUUGUUGAAAAGGUGCAAGAACAUGUUCAUGGACUUAACUUUAAAUAUCGAACAGAUUUAAGAAAGAGAGGAAUUGCAUACCACAAUAUGUAUGCUACUUUUGUGGACGCUCAUACUGUGGUUGGAAAGAAGAAUGAUUCCGAUCCAGGUAAAACUUUCACAGCAAGACGAUUUGUUAUUGCUGUUGGUGGUCGUCCAUCAUAUCCAGAUAUUCCAGGUGCCAAAGAGUACUGCAUUUCUAGCGAUGAUAUUUUCAGCAUGCAAAAGGAACCUGGAAAGACACUUGUUGUUGGUGCGUCCUAUGUGGCUCUCGAAUGCGGAGGAUUUUUGCAUGGUAUUGGUUAUGACACGAGUAUUAUGGUUCGUUCGGUUCCUUUGCGAGGUUUUGACAGAGAAUGUGCAGAUAAGAUCGCCAACACAAUGAGCGACCAUGGCGUUAAAUUUUAUCAGCCAUGUGUACCACUUUCUGUGACCAAGCUUGAGAGCGGUAGAUUAGCCGUAGAGUACAUUAAUGUUGAAACAAAGGAAAAGAACACGGAGGAAUAUGAUACAGUUCUGUUUGCAACAGGAAGAUAUGCUCUUACUAAGGCUCUCAAUUUGGAAAGAGUUGGAGUUAAGGUAGACAAUGUCGGAAAGAUUUUGGUAAACAAAUACGAACAAUCAUCAGUGCCGCACAUUUAUGCAAUUGGAGAUGUGAUAUCUGGUGGAUUAGAAUUGACCCCUGUUGCCAUUAUGGCUGGAAAAUUACUUGCACAACGUCUCUUUAACUCGAGCAAAAAGGCAAUGGAUUAUGAAAAGGUCCCAACCACAGUUUUCACACCUGUAGAAUAUGGCUGUUGCGGUCUAACAGAGGAGGAAGCUGUUAAAAGAUAUGGUGACAAUCUUGUUAUUUACAAGAAAUCAUAUUACGUUUUGGAACAUGAACCACCAGCAAGAGAAGUGAAGGCUUUCGCUAAAUUAAUUUGCAACUCUCUUGAUAAUGAAAGAAUCUUGGGAUUCCACUAUGUAGGUCCAAAUGCUGGCGAGGUGACUCAAGGAUUUGCGGUCGCCAUCAAAAUGGGAGCUACCAAAGAAGAUUUUGAUGAAACUGUUGGAAUUCACCCAACUUGCGCUGAGACAAUCGUUAAACUGGAACUGGGAGUAACUGAAGACACAGGAUGCUGA